GAUCGGACACAUCAGAUAUGGAAAACAAUUCAAAUAAAAGUCAUUAUAGAAGUCAUUUCAUUGAUUUGUCGGACAACCCCAUCGGUACGGGAGGUUUUGGGACUGUAUUUAAAGUGAAGCAUAAAUUAGACGAACAGAUAUAUGCCGUCAAAAGAGUGGAGUUCCAGAAUUUGACAUACCUUGACAUAUACUUACAACACGUUUGUAGAGAUGUUAGAAGUUUACGCAAAGUUCGGUCGGAUUAUGUGGUCGAGUAUUACAACUCAUGGAUUGAAGGGAACGCGCUCUACAAUCAGAUGGAGUUCUGUUCACAGAAUUUACGGAAUAUUCUUGAAGUGAAACCACAAAUCGUAGAAAGUGUUCAGUAUUUGCAUGACUGGGAUCCACAGAUCAUUCACAGAGACCUCAAACCAGAAAACAUAUUAAUCAUUGAAAAUGCAAAGAAAGGUAGAUUUGUUAAGUUAUGCGACUUUGGUUUGGCUGUUGAACACCGGACGGCUUCUCAAAGACACACCAAAUACUUGGGAACACCUGAUUAUAUGGCCCCAGAAGUAUCAAUGCCUCAAACAAAGUAUGGCACAAAAGCAGACAUUUAUAGUUUGGGUAUCAUUGCAAUGGAAUUGUUUGACAUAUACUUAGAGUAUUGGGAC
Oppiella nova is the source of this 650-nucleotide messenger RNA. The record is from the annotation of a GenBank genome assembly. NCBI's taxonomy places the organism in Eukaryota, Metazoa, Arthropoda, Arachnida, Sarcoptiformes, Oppiidae.